GUUACUCCCCAGGAGGAAGCCGGAGCUGCCAACAGCAACGCAACCAAGUGACCACAAAGCUAAGGAAGUGAUUACCCAAGUACAGAAACCCAUGGGCUGUUGUGAUAAAAUGUUUCAAUUGCUCUUGUCUCCCUAUUUUGCUGGAAGUGACGCAGCCCAGCUGUAUCUUGUCCGGAAGUAUUGAAUACAAGAGGAGCUGUUUGAAAGUGCAAUUAUCAGCAUUUAGAUACAGCCCGAUUCGGAGGGACAGCAUGGAGUCCGAUUAUAAUGAAGCCAAUGAGUCUUCACCGCUAAACUUAAUGCCACGGCACAGAGAGCUCAUACCCACCCCAUGUGGUCCAAUGAAACAAUGUUCAGAAUUAUCCUUCUUAGAGAAGUCAUUCGUCACUGCAACAAUCCUCUCUCUCUUUGCUGUGUCAGCAGUUACAAUUAAAAGUAUUAUAAGUCAGGUUAAAACUGACAGUACAGGUCAAACUCAGGAAGACUUCACCAUCUCAAUGAUACAGCUCAUUGGAAUAGUAUUCUGCUUUUACUAUGUGUUGCGUGGAACUUUCCAGGAGAAUCGGCAGGAGCUAAUUGCAUUUAUUCUAUCCAUUUUACUCGUGGUGAUCCGAUCCGUGGUGAACUUUUCUUCAGCAACACCAAAGGAAAGAGAAGAACUGAAGAUACGAUUUGGGUUCAUUUUGGGGUUUGGGGUUUUUCUUAUGAUAAUAAGUAUCGUUUACCUGGCUAUGAGUCCCAGCAUGAUGGCUUUCAGAGUGAGUGGAGCCAUGGAAAGUGAUCAGUCCCAAUACGUCACGAUGAAUCUCUGUUUCUCUAUGGUGACGUUUGAUCUUCAGGCUCAGCUCUGUCUAUGUGUACUUGUCUUGACUUCAGGAGUGCACCACGUUUCGCAUAUGCAUGCUAGGAUCCUGGGAGUGGGCAUUAUCUGGGCAAUUUUAAAAGCUGCCAUUGGCCUCAUAGCUAUCCUAAAGGGAAAGAAGGUUCUAGUGUGGAUAUUCAUGGUUCAGAAUCUUCCGGAACUGGCCUAUCUGGGAUAUUUGCUCCAUCUGGUUAUCACUGAAUGGGGAUUAAAUGGAACUUACGUUCUAGAAGCUGGCGCAGUUACUGGUGCUUUUAUUUCUGUUGCCAUCAAAGUUGGCUUGGUUUGGUCAAUGAUCCAAGUUUCCCGCUGUUUUGGUCAACGUCUACAUAAAAGAAUGUUUAAUUCCAUGGAGCCAUCCCCCUAGGCUUUGGAUAUUUCCAAGGGUUCAUGGUGUCCUUAUCAAAGUCCUAAUUUACCUGCUGCCAUGAGACCCCUUCCAUAUUUUGAGUGACAUCAUCGAUUCAUAUCUUCCAAGAUUGAGAGUAAAUGAACAGUGAUGAUAACACAGUCAGUUUGCUGCAAUGUGUUUAGCUUUAAUGAACACAUCUAUUUUAAUAUAACCACAUUUAUACAAAGCAAUAGUCUUUUAAGCUGACAAUUUAAAAACUGUAAAGAUAUAGUUUGUUGGGAUAACUCGCUCACUAUUGAAUAUAUACAUUUUGAUAUCAUAUUUAUAGAUAUAUUCAGAGCUUCGAUGCUGAUCAUAUUGCACAUCUUUGAACAGAAGUAUCAGAGUUGUCAAAUUCAAAUUCUGUGAUCGCAUUUGGAGUUAUAAUUAGUUCAUUCUAGUUAGAACUGGACAUGACUUAAUUUGUAGAUUAUUGAAUUAGUCAAUAUGUUGGAAUUAAUUAUUUUUCGUUGAUAACUGAUGCUUCACAAUGACGUUAACACUUCAGCCCAUGGAAUACAGGCGUAAGGAUUGGAAAUGUGCACUAAAAUAUUGUCAUUAGAACAUUUAACACAUUUGUAUGAAAUGACUGUCAGCAUUAAGUAUGUGAACAGUGAUGUUAAAAUAUAGGACAAAGUAAUGUUUAUUUGAUAAUAUUACAAAGUACCAUUUACAGACUUGUCUAUUGAAUGUAAAACUAAUUACUGUUGAAUGCUUGUAGUUUCAUCUGGCACCAUUGUUGACUGCCUGUAUCCAUUUAGCUGGAAGUGUUUGAAAGUGUAAUCAGACUGUAGGAGGCUGAGAUUGGACUGAAUUUUCCAGGCACCCUGAAGGUGGGAAUGGGGGUGGGAGGGCCCCAAAAAUACUUGCGCCAGGUGGCGUGUCAGUUGCAGGACACCAUUCCUGCUGUUGGACAUUUUGGAGGAGGUAGGUUCAGGGCCCUAUUAAGAACUGUCUGAGGCUGAUUCCAGACUCUUUAAGCCCUGGUGUUGUAUAUGACUCCAAAAUGAGCUUCCAACCAUAUAUCUGCCUAUUUCCACCAACAUCAUCCACCCCUGACCCUGUCUCAGCUCACUGGCUGCUGUAACACUCAUUCAUGCCUUUGCAACCCAGCUUGACUAUUCCAAUGCACUCCUGGCUGGCUUCCUAAUCACUGUAAACUUGAGGUCAUCCAAAACUCUGCUGUCUUGUGCCAACUUGAACAAAGUCUCGUUCACCCAACCCCUGUACUUGCUUGGAUCUUGGUCAAGCCUCAGUUUUAAAAUUCAACCUGUUUUUGAAUUACUCCAUGUGCCUCACCUUUAUCUCUGUAAUCUCCUCCAGCCCUACAACCCUCUAAGACAUCUGUGCUCAAUUAAUUCCGGCCUCUUGAACAUCCUCGAUUUUUGUCACUCCAACGUUGGCGCCCUGUAUUCUAGAAAUCCCUCAUUAAACCUCUCAGUCUCUACCUCUCUUUCCUCCUUUAAAACAUUCCUCAAAGUUUAUCUUUUUGACCAAACCUUUGGCCAUCUGACCUUAUGUUGCCUUAUGUGGCUCAGUGUCCAAUUUUGCUCCUGUCAAGCACCUUGGACCAUUUUAUUAUGUUAAAAGUGCUAUAUAAGUAUAAGCUCUUGCAGGAUUUAAGUCUAUUUUAUAUAAGAAUUGUGCUGUGCGAUUUGCCAUAGAGGAGAGAAGAUAUGAAUGUUUUUGAUAAGUGUUAUCUUUACCCUGUGGUUUUGGUUAACUGUAAACCAGCAAAAGAAUAGUUCACCUUUUCCUGAUUUCAAAUGUCCCUGUUUGAAUCUUGGUCACAUGACAUGCUGUUCAACUGUGUCAAAUUUCCCUUGUAUAAAACUUUUAUUGUUGCGAUUUUCCUUUCAUCGCAACUCAUUUCAGGUUCUCUGUUUACUCGUGGUUGAGGGUUUUGUCCUAUGCAAUGCUGCUGUGCUCCAACAUUGAUCUAUGGCCAGUCGAUAGGAACGAGAGGCUGGCAUGGAGCAGCCUGAGUAGAAGUGAAUCCUCUGUGGGCCCCACUUCACCAUGAGCUAAAUGCGAAACCAUUUCAUUGGAGACUGCCAUUGAUGAACUGUGCACUUCCCUGGAUGACAAGGGACUUUUCUGACUACAUUGCAGCACAUCAAACACUAUUUCUCAGCUUACUGCUCCCAAUCUAUGCCCACUGCAGGGCCAAUCGCAAGGACUUUGGGUUGAUAUCUGAAAUGACUGGAACCACUCUGCUAACGAGUGUUUGGUGGUGCUCCAUUCUGUUCAUCACUUUCAGGCUGUAGAACUGGGUCAAAUAAACCCAACUUUAAAUACUACCCCGCUAAAUUCCAGGACAGGGUGAUGGAGUGGGGCUUGCUGCAUUGGAUUUCGGCCCCAUCCUAAAUCCUAGGGAUGGGGUCAUUUUAAUAAUCAGGUAAGUCGGCCUGUGCCUCAGAGACAUCCUCAUAAGGCUGAUGCCACUCCAGUGUUGCAGGGGUGGUGGUGGGUGUGGAUGGGAAGACAGAGGCCCUUUAAGGACUAGAGGUUUUCCUCACAGGGGAACAAAGUGCCUCAUUCAGUGGAUAAUCAGCCAGUCCCUGGGGUCAAUUAAAUUUGCUGUUUACCAUGUCCAGUGAUUUGGCUAAGCUAUGGAACCCAUACCUGCUGUCAGCAUUUAUGGCUUUUCCUAGAUCUAGCUUGCACAUGCUGGCCAGAAUUCCUGGGAUAGCAUAGGAGUGCUCUUAAAGCUGAGGAAGACUCACCUUUGCAGGUCAGAAAUUCCCAUUUGCACUAGUAAAGUUGUUAAGGAGCGUUUUAAGCUCUUUUUAUUUUCCGACUGUAUUUGAAGAGAUAUCAUUUUGAUACUAGGAAGCUACUUCAUUCCUUUUUGUCUAUAAUUAGUGGAAAUUUUGAUCAAGAAUCUGAUUUUUC
Carcharodon carcharias (great white shark) is the source of this 4148-nucleotide messenger RNA. RefSeq lists its product as uncharacterized. NCBI's taxonomy places the organism in Eukaryota, Metazoa, Chordata, Chondrichthyes, Lamniformes, Lamnidae. The record is from RefSeq and is a predicted model, not a curated record. Bases 252 to 1229 code for a protein of 325 amino acids. The transcript has 10 exons.